Talaromyces marneffei is the source of this 4071-nucleotide messenger RNA. RefSeq lists its product as uncharacterized. The transcript has 3 exons. Gene Ontology annotation, molecular function: protein binding. NCBI's taxonomy places the organism in Eukaryota, Fungi, Ascomycota, Eurotiomycetes, Eurotiales, Trichocomaceae. The record is from RefSeq and is a predicted model, not a curated record. The coding region runs from base 1 to 4071 and encodes 1356 amino acids.
AUGCCACCUUCUGAACCUAGCAUUGUACAGCAUUUUGGCAACGCAGAGGUUGCUAAUGGUGGAUUUCUUUUCCAAGGUGUCGUCACCGGAGAUAUUCACAUUGACCAGCGCCCCCAUGAAAAACUCAGGCUUCCCCAGGGCGUUCCUGAUGCGGCCUUCAAUGCUGCCAAUAAGCAACACUUGCCGCUCUGCCUGCGCGACACUCGGACUGAAGUGUUGAAUCAGAUCCGCAAAUGGGCCGACGGCGAUGGACAGGAGAGAGUAUAUUGGCUGAAGGGUAUGGCGGGAACCGGAAAGUCCACCAUAUCUCUAACGAUAGCCCGAGAAUACUAUGAAAAGAGUCGCCUUGCCGCAAACUUUUUCUUUUCAAGAGGUGGAGGAGACCUCGCAUUAGCAAAGGAAUUUGCAACAACAAUUGCAUGCCAGCUUGCAGAGAUAUCGAAUGAACUCCGAAGAUCCAUCGGCGAGGCGAUGGAGGCAAAUCCACGUAUUGAAAGUUUGGCUAUAUACGAUCAGUGGGAAAAGCUUGUUCUUCAACCUCUCUCAAUACAAGAAAACGUAAUCAAUACAUCCCAGUCACCAUAUCUGAUUGUUAUCGAUGCAUUAGAUGAGUGCGAAAGCGAAGAUGAUAUAUCUCAGCUUCUUCAAUGUCUGGGCGAUCUCACGCGACUCAAGCAUGUCCAAUUUCAGGUAUUCAUAACUAGUCGACCAGAGCAACCGAUUAAACUGGGAUUUGGGAGGAUCGAAUCGCUGUCCCGUCGGGACUUCAUCCUUCACGAUAUUGAAAAGUCGUUGGUUGAGCACGAUCUAAGAUUAUAUUACCAGGACAAGCUUGCUCAUAUCGGCCAGAGGUUUCAUAUUAAUCGAGAUCUCCUGUCUGAUGAAACUAUCAACUACCUAGUCCACAAGUCCCAAGGACUUUUCAUUCAUGCAGCCACUGCCUGCAGGUUCAUACAGGAUGGCGAAGAGUUGGCUGGUGAACGAUUGGCGCUGCUCAUUUCGAAGGAUGCCCCGUCUGUCAAUUCAGAAGAGGAACUGGAUCGAAUGUACACCACUGUUCUAACACACUCGUUCAAGCUGUCUGGAAAACUCGACUCAGAAGAAAUGAUCAGAAGAAAGGUUCUGUUUCAUCGAAUCAUCGGAUCAAUCGUUGUAGUAUACGACACACUUUCGAUCACCCAGCUAGCUGAUAUACUUCAAGAACCAAAAGCAGAAAUCAGCAAAACCCUGCAUCAGCUUCAUUCGAUCAUAGACGUUCCCGAACGGGACGACGGGACCAUACAGCUUCUUCAUCCAUCUUUCCGUGAUUAUAUAGUCAAUUCUAAGCGAUGUUCACAUGAGAUGUACGCGAUAGAUGCGCGGAGAGCUCAUAGAGAACUCUUUCGAUGCUGUCUUCGGAUCCUGCUGACCCAUCUCCGUCGCAACCCUUGCAAUAUUCGACGGCCUGGAACUCAGGCACGUCAUAUUUCAAAACUCGAUAUCGAUAAGAACAUACCAUGGUCCGUGCAGUACGCAUCCCAGUACUGGAUGGGCCAUCUUCAACGAAGUCACAUGGACUCUAGAGAUGAUGCUAAUAUAGAGGAAUUCUUCCAAACCAAAUAUCUAUUCUGGCUGGAAACUCUUGCUCUCAUUGGUCGUCUAUCCUAUGGUGUGGCUAUGAUGAUGGAUCUAGACAAACUGUUAGAGGGUCAAUUAAUCGGUCAUCCCUCAUCGAUGACCGAGCUAAGAAAGGGAUUCCGUAUAGCAGCCGAAACCAAACGCAGAUUGGGUCCCAUAGUAUACGAUGCGAAACGAUUCAUUCUCAGCCACAGUUCAAUGAUCGAGGAGGCACCUCUUCAGGUCUAUUCUUCGGCCAUUAUUUUCAGUCCGAAGAACAGCAUAAUUAGGAAGUUGUACUCUCAUGAGAUUCCAACGUGGAUAUCUAAGCUGCCUGUGAUGCCGAAGAACUGGAGUCCAUACAUACAGACUUUGAGUCAUUCGACCACAGUGGAAGCAUUAGCAGCUUCGCCCAACGGAAGGCUAGUAGCCACGGCAAGUGCUGAUGGUGUAAUACGAAUUUGGGAUGCAGUGACAGGUACAGAACGUCAUGCGUUCGACCAGUAUUUCGCCCACUCUGUCAAAGAUCUGGCAUUUUCCGCCGAUGGUAGACAGUUUGUAGCCAUCUGCGAGUAUAAGGAUGUGUCGCGGUCUGCCUUACGUUUCUGGGAUGCAAUGACAGGUUUUGAGCUGCGCUCGCUGAUUCGUGAAGAAGCUACGAUAGGAUGCAUUGCAUUUUCUGCUGAUGGCAGGACAUUUGCCAUUGGUACUACUGAAGGAACCAUUUCGAUAUUGGAUUCGACAACACAUGCUCAACAUCGUGAUCUUCACUGUGAUGCAGAAGCUGUAGUGCGGAUAGUUUUCUCGCCCAACGGCCAGUACUUAGCGUCCAGCUCUGUAACCCACACAUCCUUUCUGAGAAUGACUAAAAGGUAUAAUUCUAAAGCAACCAUUAGACUCUGGGAGAUAGCAACCGGCAAAGAGUUAUGUGUCCUCAAAAAUAGCGAAAAUGAGUCGAUGACCUUCUCUUCUGACAGCAUAUUGUUGGCCUAUAAAACGGACACAAGCAGAAUAUGUCUUUGGGAUAUAAAGAACGCCAGUGAAAAAACCACUUACAAAUGUGAGCUAACGAGCUUAACGUCAUUAUCCUUCCUUCACAAUGGGGAGCUAAGAGCCACCGCAUACUCCGUCGAAGGCAGGCUCUAUAUUUGGACACCAGACAAGGGGUCCCGGGCGUUGAGGCGUCAACCAGACUACAUGCAAGAUAUGGUAUCCUUUCCUGAUGGAAGAUUAGUGGUCACUAGCUACGAGGGUAGAUCGGUACAUAUUUGGGAUGCAGCAACCAGUACAGAUCCAGUCUCCUUGGACAAGGCACGCAGCAAAUUACAGUAUAUCAAAUACUACGCACUCGACAGGUUCAUUCGAAUGAAUCCAAUGGUCGCCAAGCGAUUACCAGAUCCAUUUGCAUAUCGAAAUCCGACUGGUCGAAUGGUCCUUGCUCGCGAAGCGACAAUUCUGGCCACCGAAUAUGGCGACAAGUCGAUUUGUCUGUGGGAUACCGAAACUGGUAUGAAAAUGUCAGCCAUCACGGAUUAUUUCAACUUGGCAGAAAUGUUCAGCCUUUCUGCAAACGGUAAACAGUUUAUAUACUUGGUGGACGAAGAAGUCAUCCGCAUCUGGGAUACAGAGAAGGGACUAGGCCGACAUUCUCAGAGGUUGAAGUCCGACACCGUGCUCUCGCUUCAACUUUCACCUGAUGGGAAGUUAUUUGCUGUUGACUAUGAGAAUAAAGCCGUAGAGAUAUGGGAUGUCAAGACGUUCAAAAAACGCCUUGUUUUGAGGGAAAAUAAGUUGAGUCGCAGGAGGUCAAAAGCUUUCUCACCUGAUGGUAGCUUACUACUGAUUUGGGAUGGUUAUUACAUGAAUUUUUGGAAUACAUCAACCGGGACAUGUGACAUCAGAUGGGAUGGCUUAAAUGAUGAAUAUGUGUCACCGGUGGCUGCAUUCUCUCCGAAUGGCCGUAAAGUGGCAUUCGCACUCCGAGAUAGUCAGACUAUUCAACUCUGGAAUGUUAUAACACAGGAGCUGGAAAACAAAUUUGAGGAACUGGAUCAGAGUAUAGGUCUUCUAACCAUGCUAUCAUUCUCGCCAGAUGGCAAAUACUUCGCCUAUAACACAGAAACAAAAAUUCACCUCUGUGAUGCCGAAACUGGAGUGAAAAUAGUCAGAGUACCAAUAGAUACGGAAGUAUCUGAAUUGGCCUUUUCCUCCUGUAGCACAUGUUUUGUGACUAACCGCGGCCGUUUUCGCUUCGAUGCCGUGCUGACUCCCCAGAAGCAGCGUUCGAUAGAAGUCUUUGCUUCAAAUUCCUGGAUUCAAGUUAAUGGUCAAGAUGCCCUGUGUAUUCAUCCAGACUAUCGUGAUUGGGUGGGAUUUGUUGUAGGUCGCACCGUCGUGUUUAUCGGCGGAGGUCUUGAUGGAGAUCUGAAGGAUGAUAUGUACCUGGAGCUUGCGGAUGAGAUUCCGACAAUGUAA